Cuculus canorus (common cuckoo) is the source of this 1110-nucleotide messenger RNA. RefSeq names its product cyclin H (gene CCNH). The record is from RefSeq and is a predicted model, not a curated record. Gene Ontology annotation, molecular function: cyclin-dependent protein serine/threonine kinase regulator activity. Gene Ontology annotation, biological process: regulation of cyclin-dependent protein serine/threonine kinase activity; DNA-templated transcription; regulation of transcription by RNA polymerase II. The coding region runs from base 26 to 973 and encodes 315 amino acids. Gene Ontology annotation, cellular component: nucleus; transcription factor TFIIK complex. NCBI's taxonomy places the organism in Eukaryota, Metazoa, Chordata, Aves, Cuculiformes, Cuculidae. The transcript is spliced from 9 exons.
CUGGUGUCGUGGUGCUGCUGGCGCCAUGUUCCACAGCAGCACGCAGAAGCGGUUCUGGACGUUCCGCAGCGAGGAGGAGCUGAGUUGGUGCCGGGCCGAGGCCAACCGCAAGUUUCGCGGGAAGGUCCAGCAGACCGACCUUGCCCUUCUGGAGCCCCAUGAGGAGCUGGCAAUAUGCAAGUACUACGAGAAGCGCCUGGUGGACUUCUGUGCUGUCUUCAAGCCAACCAUGCCAAGAUCGGUGGUGGGAACAGCUUGCAUGUAUUUCAAGCGCUUUUACCUCAAUAACUCGGUGAUGGAGUAUCAUCCUCGAAUAAUAAUGCUCACAUGUGCGUUUUUGGCCUGUAAAGUGGAUGAAUUCAAUGUGUCCAGUGCACAGUUUGUUGGUAACCUUCGAGAAAGCCCUCUUGGACAGGAAAAAGCUCUUGAACAAAUACUGGAGUAUGAACUGCUGCUUAUUCAGCAACUGAACUUCCACCUCAUCGUCCACAAUCCAUACAGGCCGUUUGAGGGAUUUCUAAUAGAUCUGAAGACUCGUUAUCCAGUGCUGGAGAAUCCUGAAGGUUUGAGAAAAACAGCCGAUGACUUCCUCAACCGAGUGGCUCUGACAGAUGCAUAUCUGCUCUUUACUCCUUCACAGAUUGCUCUCACUGCCAUAUUAUCUAGCGGUUCAAGAGCAGGAAUUAAUAUGGAAAGUUAUUUAUCAGAAAGUCUUAUGUUGAAAGAAGACAGAACAACCUUACCCAAGCUACUAGAUGAUAUGAAAUGCAUGAAAAAUCUCAUAAAGAAAUAUGAACUGCCAAGGCCUGAAGAGGUCGUUGCACUAAAACAGAAAUUAGAGAAGUGUCACAGCGCGGAGCUUUCCCUUAAUACAAACCCGAAGAAGAGGAAGGGGUAUGAAGAUGAUGAAUAUGUCGCAAAGAAAUCUAAAGUGGAUGAGGAGGAGUGGACUGAUGAGGAUCUUUUGGACUGAGUGUAACCGUGAAGGAGGACUGAAUCCUACCAUGAAAGAGCCACUAUUCAGGGUCCUGUGUGAACCUGUGACCGGUUCCUUGCUUUGUGUCAUGAGGUAUUGUCAGGUUUUCUUUUGCAAUAAAGCACAUGACUUUG